AUGAAGAGUGAGAAGAUGUUGCAGCGAAAGGUAAAAAGAUUUACCCCAGAGGAUGACUCUCUGAUAAGGAAAUAUUGUAAUAAGUAUACAAUUAAAAACGCAGUAAAAAAGCUUUCUUCAAUAUUGGAAAGAUCUGAAAGAUCGAUUAGAGAAAGAUUCACUAAGUUCCUUGCUUUGAACUGUGAACCCUUUACAAAAGAAGAAGACCAAACAAUUUUGGAGAUGCAAGCUCAAUUUGGUAAUAAAUGGAAAUUGAUAGCAUCCUAUCUUCAAUCUCGCUCAGACAUUCAGACAAGAAUCAGAUAUAAACAGCUAAAAAAGGAGAUUGAUUUUCCUGAAAACUCAAUACCAAACGAUAAUCCUGAUGAUUUCAAUGAAAUAUUCGGUAUUGAAGAAAUUCCUGAAUUCGAUUUUAAUGAUUUUUGUCCUGAUUUUUGA
Messenger RNA from Trichomonas vaginalis G3, 438 nucleotides. RefSeq names its product RNA polymerase II transcription regulator recruiting protein. Lineage: Eukaryota; Parabasalia; Trichomonadida; Trichomonadidae. Bases 1 to 438 code for a protein of 145 amino acids. The record is from RefSeq and is a predicted model, not a curated record. Gene Ontology annotation, molecular function: RNA polymerase II cis-regulatory region sequence-specific DNA binding; DNA-binding transcription factor activity, RNA polymerase II-specific. Gene Ontology annotation, biological process: regulation of DNA-templated transcription. Gene Ontology annotation, cellular component: nucleus. The transcript has a single exon.